Colletes gigas is the source of this 12444-nucleotide messenger RNA. It is a transcript of the gene Ten-m, whose product is annotated as teneurin-m. The transcript is spliced from 16 exons. Bases 560 to 8236 code for a protein of 2558 amino acids. Gene Ontology annotation, biological process: motor neuron axon guidance. The record is from RefSeq and is a predicted model, not a curated record. Lineage: Eukaryota; Metazoa; Arthropoda; Insecta; Hymenoptera; Colletidae.
AUCCAGCGUUAAUUCGCGAUUAGGUACACCUAGACUGGUUUUUGCCAGUGCGUUCUGAUCGCGAACGCGUCGCUACGGACUCGUACGAUCGGACAACCGACGGACCGGACCUAUCCACCACCCACUCGACCGUCUUUGUUGCACCAUCGUGUUUAUCCGUGGCCCUUCGACGCUCGAAAGAUACGGAGAAGUGAGAUUAGAGUGUACAGGGGGGUCCGUAGUGUCCGAACACUGGCGCGUACAUGUGUUGUGUCUUCGAGCGACAGGAUACACCGGCCGUCUCUGGAUAUACGUGCGCGGUACCGCCGUACUCACGGGCUCGUGUGACGGAACCGUGCGACUGCAUUGCACGACCGACCUGCAACUCCACGGACGUGUUUUCUGUCACCGGCGAUCGGUGCCCCAGAUGAUGAUCACGAUGAUGAUGACGGUGAUUUGAGAGUGUCGUGCAGUGCUGUUGUGCGACGACACGGGCAACCGGUAUCGCCAGUGUUCUUAUAGGAUCAUUACAUGUACCAAUUAGGUACGUACACACGAUUUUAAAAUACGAUGCACACUGAUGCGCUCCACUAACACAGAUACGGACGAGACGUCGUGGUGUUUGUUGGACAAUUCGGCGCCGCGGGGCCCGCCCGAUGUGCCACCCCGUAACCCUACAAUGAGUCGCGUCAACGGAAGAUUGCCAGGAAGUCACGCAGUCAGCGAUCACGAGCGUGAUCCCGACCUCCAGCCGUCCUGCCUCGUACGCACCCCAUCCGGUGGCUUCUACAGUAUACCAAAGAUACCCAAGAAUGAGUACAACAACAAGAAUCAGUCCACGGGGAAUAGUCCAAUAAAGGUCGAGCUGCAGAACAACAUGGAGAGAGUAAAUUUACCGUACGGCCACGCGCCCUCGAUGAUCCCAAUGAGGAGACAGAGCAUUCGCUGCCACUUCGUGAAAGGGGUCGACUGGUGCAGCUGGAAAUUAAUUGCAAUGAUAUUGCUUAUAGUCUCGUUGUGCAUAACAGCAGCGUUAGCCUAUGUCGUAGUUUCCAGCAUAGUAAGCCGGACUUAUCACGGCACGAAAGCGUGCGAGGUGGACGAAAGCGCAGAGACGAAACCGUUGCCCGUCGAGGCGAACAAGACGUUCUCGACAGCGGUCGCGUCGUCGUCGCAAGCUAACAGCAGAACGGGUCAACAGGCGUCUCCAGGAGGUGCGAGAACUUUCCCUGCCAGGUCUUUCCCACCUGACGGGACAACGUUCGCCCAGGUGGGCUUGGGGCAGAAGCUCAGCAAGGAGAUUCCACCUUACAGCUACUGGAACAUGCAAUUCUAUCAAUCGGAGGCCGCGUAUGUACGGUUCGACUAUAACAUCCCACGAGGUGCUAGCAUAGGUGUCUAUGCCAGAAGAAACGCUCUUCCCACGCAUACGCAAUACGAUCUUCUGGAAGUGUUGAGUGGAUUCAAGGCUAGGACCACUCGGGCGUCCCAUGUUAGUGUCAUUCCUUCGAUCAAGAAAGAGGUGACGCAUUACAUGGAGCCAGGCCAUUGGUUCCUCUCGUUGUACAACGACGAUGGGGAUCCACAAGAGGUCUCGUUCAUAGCUGUGAUCGCUGAAGAUAUGACGCACAAUUGUCCCAAUGGUUGCAGCGGGAAGGGCGAGUGUCUUUUGGGCCAUUGUCAAUGCAAUCCCGGCUUUGGCGGCGAGGAUUGCAGCGAAAGCGUUUGCCCGGUUCUCUGCAGUCAACGCGGGGAGUACAUAAACGGAGAGUGCCAAUGCAAUCCUGGUUGGAAGGGGAAGGAGUGUUCCCUGCGACACGACGAGUGCGAGGUGCCCGAUUGCAACGGCCACGGUCUCUGCGUAAACGGAAAAUGCAUCUGCGUGCACGGAUAUAAAGGAAAGUACUGCGAGGAGGAGGACUGCCCUCACCCCAAUUGCUCGGGGCACGGUUACUGCGCGGACGGCACCUGCAUCUGUAAAAAAGGGUGGAAAGGGGCUGACUGCAGCCAGAUGGACAAGGAAGCGUUGCAAUGCCUACCGGACUGCAGCGGACACGGGAACUUCGAUCUAGAGACGCAGACCUGUCUCUGCGAACCGAUGUGGUCCGGCGACGACUGCUCAAAAGAGUUGUGUGAUUUGGAUUGCGGGCCCCAUGGCCACUGCGUGGACAACGUUUGCGACUGUCUGACAGGAUGGUCAGGUGACUUGUGCAAUUUGAAGCAGUGCGAUCCACGUUGCAACGAGCACGGCCAGUGCAAGAACGGGACGUGUUUGUGCGUGACCGGUUGGAACGGGAAACACUGCACGAUGGAAGGCUGUCCAAACUCUUGUUCCGAUCAUGGACAGUGCAGAGUCAGUAACGAUGGCCAAUGGGAAUGCAAGUGCUACGACGGCUGGGACGGCAAGGAUUGCAAUGUGCUCCUCGAGCAGAAUUGCGGCGACGGAAGGGACAACGACAAAGACGGUCUCAUCGAUUGCGCGGAUCCGGAAUGUUGCGCGAGUCAUGUGUGUCGUACCAGUCAGCUUUGCGUGGCUGCACCGAAACCGAUCGACAUACUGCUGCGAAAGCAGCCGCCGGCCAUCACCGCGUCCUUCUUCGAGCGGAUGAAGUUCUUGAUCGACGAGGGCAGCCUUCAGAACUACGCGCGGCAAGAAACCUUCAACGAGAGCCGAUCGGCGGUUGUACGUGGUCGCGUUGUCACGCAUCUCGGCACCGGUUUGAUGGGAGUAAGAGUUAGCACCAGCACGCCGUUGGAAGGAUUUACUCUGACGAGAGACGACGGAUGGUUUGAUCUACUGGUGAACGGAGGCGGUGCCGUCACCUUGCAAUUCGGCAGGUCACCCUUCAAGCCCCAAAGUCACAUAGUCUUUGUACCCUGGAACGAGGUGGUUAUCAUCGACAAUAUCAUAAUGACUACCGCGGAGGAGAAGCAACCCAGCCACGUUCCGCACUCAUGCGCUGCCCACGAUUACGAUCUGAUGAAGCCCGUGGUCCUGGCGACGUGGAAGCACGGUUUUCAGGGAGCGUGUCCCGACAAGAGCGCCAUUUUGGCAGAGUCCCAGGUGAUUCAGGAGAGCCUGCAAAUCCCUGGUACGGGAUUGAAUCUCGUCUACCACAGCUCCAGAGCGGCCGGGUAUCUAUCCACGAUACAGCUGCAGCUGACCCCGGAGGUCAUACCGCCGUCCCUAAAUUUAAUCCACCUGAGGAUCACGAUCGAGGGCAUACUGUUCGAGAGGACGUUCGAGGCUGAUCCGGCGAUAAGGUUCACCUACGCGUGGAAUCGACUGAACGUUUAUCGACAACGCGUUUACGGCGUCACCACCGCUAUGGUGAAGGUGGGGUACGAGUACAACGACUGCAAAGACGUGAUCUGGGACGUGCAGACGACGAAACUCAGCGGCCACGAUAUGUCCAUCUCCGAGGUCGGUGGAUGGAAUCUGGACAUUCAUCACAGGUACAAUUUCCACGAGGGGAUCCUGCAGAAGGGCGAUGGUUCGAACAUCUACCUCAAACAGAAGCCUAGGGUAAUUCUCACGACUAUGGGCGACGGGCUCCAGAGACAUAUGACCUGUAUGGAGUGCGAGGGACAGGCUUCCAAGCAGAAACUUCUAGCGCCGGUUGCUCUUGCUGCGGCUCCCGAUGGCUCCCUGUUCGUCGGUGAUUUCAAUCUAGUACGAAAGAUACUCGUCGACGGAACUGUCAGGACUGUUGUUCAACUCAACGCAACAAGAGUUUCGUAUCGGUACCACAUUGCUCUGAGUCCACUGGAUGGCUCCCUGUACAUAUCUGACCCAGAGUCUCAUCAGAUCAUUCGCGUACGCGACACCAACGACUAUACAGAUCCCGAACGUAAUUGGGAAACGGUGGUCGGGUCCGGAGAACGAUGUCUUCCUGGCGACGAGGCCCAUUGCGGCGACGGUGCUUUGGCCAGAGACGCCAAGCUCGCGUAUCCCAAAGGCGUCGCGGUGUCUGCCGACAACGUCCUCUAUUUCGCGGAUGGCACGAACAUCAGAAUGGUCGACAGAGACGGUAUCAUCACCACCGUGAUCGGCAAUCACAUGCACAAAUCCCACUGGAAGCCCAUACCCUGCGAGGGUACUCUGAACGUGGAGGAGGUUCAUCUCCGUUGGCCCACUGCGUUAGCGAUCAAUCCUCUGGACAACUCGUUGCACAUGAUCGACGACCACAUGGUGCUUCAGUUGGCCCCGGAUGGUCGAGUGAAGGUGGUCGCUGGUCGUCCCCUUCACUGUGCAUCCCCAUCGGUUUCGUUCGACACGGAACUAGCGACUCACGCUACUCUGGUGAUGCCACAGAGUAUCGCGUUCGGUCCAUCCGGUAAUCUGUACAUCGGUGAGAGCGACUCGCAGAGGAUCAAUCGGUUACGUGUGAUCGGUACAGACGGCAAGAUCUCGCCAUACGCAGGCGCGGAGUCGAAAUGCAACUGUUUGGAACGUGGCUGCGACUGUUUCGAGGCCGAUCAUUACCUGGCGUCCACCUCCAAGUUCAACACCAUAUCCGCGGUGGCUGUGUCCCCUGACGGAGUGGUUCACAUAGGCGAUCAGGCGAAUUACAGGAUUCGUUCCGUGACGGCGAGCAUACCGGACGCGAGCGGCGCUAGGGAAUACGAGAUUUACUCGCCGGACACCCAAGAAAUCUACGUGUUCAACAGAUUCGGCCAGCACGUCGCCACCAAGAACAUCCUGACCGGUGAGACCGUCUACCAAUUCACGUACAACGUGAACACCAGCAACGGCAAGCUGAGCACUGUUACGGACGCGGCUGGCAACAAGGUGUUCCUCUUGAGGGAUUACAGCAGCCAAGUGAACUCGAUCGAGAACACGAAGGGACAGAAGUGCAGGCUCAGAAUGUCCCGGAUGAGAAUGCUCCACGAAUUGAGCACACCCGACAAUUACAACGUCACGUUCGAUUAUCACGGACCGACCGGGCUGCUGAAGACUAAAUUAGACAGCACCGGCAGGAGCUACGUCUACAAUUACGACGAAUUCGGCAGGCUAACCAGCGCAGUUACACCGACCGGAAAGGUGAUCAGCCUGACCUUUGAUCUCAGUUUGAAAGGCGCGGUCAUUAAGGUCGGGCAAAAUAACAGGAAACCCAUCUCGAUGCUGAUCAAAGGAUCGUCGGUGGUUACGAAAGUUGGAGAAGCGGAACAAAGGACUACAGUUCUCGCGGAUGGAUCCGUUGGUCAGGUCACGCCAUGGGCUCAUACAAUCAAUACGGACACCAUGCCGUACACGGUCCUGGCUGAAAUCGAGCCGCUGUUAGGCGAAAGUUAUCCUGUUCCUGCCAAACAGAGAACCGAAAUUGCCGGCGAUCUGGCGAACAGAUUCGAGUGGCGAUACUUCCUGAGAAAAGUCCAAAGCAACAAGAAUCGAGGCAACUCGAAGCCCGUCGUCGCGCAAGUGGGUAGGAAGCUUCGCGUCAACGGGGAGAUUCUCCUGUCCCUGGAAUACGACAGGGAGACCAACAGCGUGGCGGUGUUCAUGAACGACGUGGAACUUUUGAACGUCACUUACGACAGAACGGCUAGACCGAUCAAAUGGGGACCAAGGAACGGUAUCUUCGCUGGCGUGGAACUCGAAUACGAUCGCUUCAGCAGACUGACCAGCUGGACCUGGGGAGAUAUCAGCGAGACCUAUGGUUUCGACAGAGCUGGCCGAUUGUACGAGAUCAAAUACAGCGACGGCACGUCCAUGGUGUACGCGUUCAAGGACAUGUUCAGCAGUCUUCCGUUGAAAGUGACAACACCCAGGGGAAGCGAUUAUCUGCUGCAAUACGACGAGGCUGGAGCAUUGCAGUCGUUGACCACCCCGCGAGGACACAUUCACACCUUCUCGCUGCAAACUUCCCUGGGAUUCUACAAGUAUCAGUAUUACUCGCCCAUGAACAGGCAUCCGUACGAAAUUCUGUACAACGACGAUGGACAGAUUCUGGCCAAAGUGUACCCCCAUCAAAGCGGCAAGGUUGCUUACGUUUACGAUCACACUGGGAAAUUGGAAACUACUCUUGCUGGGUUGUCUUCGAUCCACUACACGUAUCAAGAAACGACGAGUCUGGUCCACAGCAUCGACAUCAACGAGCCAAACUUUGAGAUGCGAAUCGAAUACAAGUAUCACGCUGGUAUCGUCAAAGAUGAGAAGAUCAAAUUUGGUAGCAAAAGCGGUCUGGACAAUGCACGGUAUCGUUAUCAGUACGAUGGCAACGCGCGAAUAUCUGGCAUCGAAGUGGACAUUAAUGGCAAACAGCUUCCUCAGUUACGGUUGAAGUACAACCAGAAUCUCGGUAUACUGGAGGGCGUCGGUGAUCUCAGGGUGUACAGGAACCUGUUCAACAGAUCGGUGAUGCAGGACAGCAGCAAACAGUUCUACACCGUCACGGAUUACGACGAGCACGGUCGCGUGAAAACGGUACUCAUGAACAUUCGCACGCUGGACGUGUUUCGUAUGGAACUCGAGUACGAUAAUCGAAAUCGCAUCAAGAUGAGGAAACUGGCGAUCGGUAAAGACUCGAAAAUGGAGAAGAUCACGUACAACGCGGAUGGUCACGUGCUGGAGGUGGCUGACACGGAGAACAAUUGGCAGUACGCGUACGAUGAAAAUGGUAACGUGAUCGGUGUUACGAGAGGGCACAACGAGAAACUCGCGUUGGGGUACGACAGCGGGGACCGUGUCAUUCAGUUCGGUGACGUUGAAUUCAACUCGUACGAUGGACGAGGAUUCGUCGUGAUACGAGGGGAACACAAAUACAGGUACAAUUCCCGCGGGCAAUUGAUCCACGCGUCGGAGCACAAGAAGUUCCAGAUAUGGUACUUCUACGACGAUCGCGGACGAUUGGUCGCCUGGAACGACGAUCGCGAGAACAUCACACAGUUCUUCUACGCGAAUCCAAAGACGCCGGACCUGAUAACACACGUCCACUUCCCGAAAUCCGCAAAAACCUUCCGGUUCCUCUACGAUUCCCGCAACUUCUUGAUGACGGUGGAGACGUCCGAGCAAAGGUUCUACGUCGCGACGGAUCAGAACGGCUCUCCCCUGGCGCUGUUCGAUACAAACGGGAAUCUGAUCAAGGAGAUGAGACGCACACCGUUCGGGAAGAUAAUCAAAGACACGAAUCCGGACUUCUAUUUGCCCAUCGACUUCCACGGCGGCCUCCUCGAUCCCAACACCAAACUGGUCUACCUGAACAAGAGGUUGUACGAUCCAACAGUUGGCCAAUGGAUGACCCCCGCCUGGGAGCAAAUGGCGAACGAGCUCACCACCCCCACCGACAUCUUCAUCUAUCGUUUCCGGAACAACGAUCCGAUCAAUUUCAAACAGAACGUCGAGUACAUGACGGACCUGGCCAGCUGGCUGAAGCUAUACGGUUACGACAUGUUCGCGAUACUAGGCUCCGAAUACAUGAAGCAGAUGGUGUACCAACCCAGCGCGAUGAUCACGUCGCCGCAAUUGACGCCAGAGUUCGGUGUGAUGUCCGGACUGCAGUGUAUCGUAGACCGCGUUCACGAGAAGUUCUCCGAUCUAGGAUUCGUACCGAAGCCUCUGCUUAAAUUAGAGCCAAAGACCAGAAAUCUCCUUCCGCGAGUGGCUCAUCGUCGCGCCGUCUUCGGCGAGGGUAUCUUGGUGUCGCGAAUCGGUGGACGAGCGCUCGUCAGCGUCGUGGACGGGGUGAACAGCGUCGUGCAGGGCGUCGUGACCUCCGUGUUCAACAACUCGUACUUCCUGCCGCUGCACUUCAGCGUCCACGACCAAGACGUGUUCUACUUCGUGAAGGACAACGCGCUGAAGAUCCGCGACGACAUGGAGGAGCUGCGUCGACUGGGUGGGAUGUUCAACGUGUCGACACACGAGACCACGGAGCACGGGGCUGGCACGUGGAAAGAACUGAGGCUCCACAAUCCGGAUGCAGCUGUGGUGAUCAAGUAUGGCGCCGAUCCAGAGCAGGAAAGGCACAGGAUACUGAAGCACGCUCACAAGAGAGCGGUCGAGAGAGCUUGGGAGAUCGAGAAGCAGCUGGUGCUGGCCGGUUUCCAAGGCAGAGGAGACUGGUCGAAGGAGGAGAAGGACGAGCUGAUCAGUCGGGGCACCGUGAACGGGUACGAGGGUGUCGACAUCCACAGCGUGCACAGAUACCCCCAGUUAGCCGACGACCCUAGCAACGUGGCGUUCACCAGGGACACGAAGAGAAAACGACGGAAGAGCGGUAACAAACGCAACAGAAUCCACAGGCACGACUCGUGAUUCGAGGAUGUGACGCGAGAUCGUAACGCUAUUUGGGACUUGGUUCACGCACCCACGUGAAUCGCGCAGCGGACAAAACGUAAGAAAGAACAAUGAAGAGAGACAAGACUAACACGUUCAUAUUACAUUCAGCCGUAAAAAAAAAAAGAAAAAAUGGUUCGUCGAGACACCGCGCGUAUAUGUGCCCGUCGUUCGCGUCCAUUAAUAUCCACCAACCUCCCCCCCGUCCCCGUAAUUUUUCUCUGUUCUCCUCUCCGUCGCACUCGUAAAGGAGGAACGAAGUAUGAAAUUGAGAUAUGUUCGCGAGGUGCUGUCGAUUAUGUUCUUUUCCUCACCUACCAAAACCCCCGCUCGGUGUGCCAUAAUAGCGUUGCUUGCGAUUCAACCGUUCGAACCGUCUUUAGUUAACGACAGCACGAUCGUGGGCGUCCCCCCGGAGUUCCGAUAACCAAAACGUCACCGGGGUUUCCCCUCUGGAGGGCGGAACGGAUCGCGACGUGUCGAAAAGAAUUAUCGAGCUAGUCACAAUUAUAUACGGGAAACGGGAAACGCGUGAAAAUGGUUUGUUCGCGCGUGAUCAGGGGGAGAGACAAUUCCUCGCGAAGGGAGAUCUCGAGGUGCGCGCGCAUACGAACUUUCAAAGGUGCCGUCCGUGAUGAAAUCCGACGAAAGACGAGUGCGUGAAAGAGAGAGAGAGAGAAAGAGAGAGAAAGAGGGGAUAAAAAGUACUCUCGUGUUCGUUGAAGAGUGUCGAUCGAACUGGUGUUCUCAUGCAACAGGGUCUAUACGAACGUUGCCGUGUACGUCGCCCGUGGCGAGUUUAAUAGGGAAAACAAAAAACGAAGAAAAAAGAUACGUCGAGAAGGAAAAAGAAAAAAAAAAAUAUACAACAGAUAUUUUUAACAUGACGCGAUGGUGUGCUAGCGCGAGGCGAGCGAAUUUGUAAAUAUAGCUACUCGAGUAAACGUAACUGUAGAUAUUAUAACAUACGAACCGGUAAACUUAAGUGGAAACUGUCGAUAAUGCUUUUAUAUAUGUAUACAUAUACACGGAACACGUCUCGCGUAUUAAAAAAUGAAAAUGAUGAGCGAUGCAUACGGACAACACAUUUCACACGAAUCCACCGACAGUGCGCGAAACAUAUGCCCGAUGCGUAGGCGAGAAAUGAUUUGUAGAAUUUUGUAACGUGGGGAAGAGCUAAGUUUCUUAAAAAAAACGAGGGAUUUGGUCGAUAUUCGUUUGUGCUCAGGUUUACGCGCGUAAUCUCCGGGUUCGCGACAGAGUAAUACUUGCGUUUGUCCCGUUUCGAAAGGGGGGUUUUGGUGUCUGUUCGGGGUCGAAUCGUCGAUCGUUCGGACUCGGAAUGAAAUUGGAACGAUUCGGGACUCCGACCGUAGAUGCAACGUGUAAAUAGUUUGAUAUGUAUGAAACGUUUGCGUGUCGUGCAGGCUAUAUAAUCGGCGAGAAAAUUUGUAACGAUGUUGUACGUGUAUGCCCUCGUAUCAGUACAUCGCGUGAUCCGGUUUUACGACGAUGACGCGACGUAACGAGACAAGCAAUAGACGAGGAAAAGUUUCGCGAUGGAGAGACGGGGUCGAGUAAUAGCAUCCGCAAGGAAUAAUUAUAUAAUAAUAACGAUAAUAAUGAUAAUAUAAUAAUGAAAAUAAUAAUAAUGAAUAGUAAUAACGAUAUGAUAAUACGAAUACUAAUAAUAGUAAUAAACUAAUAAAAAGGAAUAAUAUUAAUAUAACGAUAACACUAUUGUAUGGAAAUACCCCGCCUAUCUUUCUACUAAAAUUGAAAAAUUAUUUUUUGAAUUGUGUCGUCAAAGAUGUCCUGUGUCCUGAAAAACCGUGUGUCUGUGGGAUCGCCCCAUAGAAAUUACCCACCCCCCACACCCCCCUCCUCCUCCCUAUCAAAAUACCUUUAAAAUCCUCCUCUCUGUAUAAGCAUAACUGAAACUCGUCGGUGUUUAUCAAAUAUCGGAUAAAUGAAAAGUGGGAAAAAAAAACAAACACACACACACACACGCGCGCGUACUUGUAAGAAAAAUGUAGAUCGAGCUCUGUGGUUUGAAUCAAAGUGGAGUAAUUGACAUAGAAAGUAAAGACACUAAAAUAAAAAAAAAAAAAAAAACAAAACUAAAUGCGAUAUAAUUACGUACGCGGUAUAAUAAUACAUAGAGAAAUAGCGGGCCAACGUGCGAGCCGCGUCGCUCGACCACGUUGUGUUCCAGGUAGUUUGUACGGUGGAUUUAAAGCAUAAACACAUAAUCAUAAUUACAAAAGUAACGUACUAGUUGACGAGUUAACGAGGAAUUUAGCGAAAACGUAAAAGAAGAAAAAAGAAAAUGAAAAAACGGUUUAAGAGUAUGCUGGCGAACGUAAACGCCGCUGUACAUAUCUGUUGUGUAUAGCCAGUAUAUGCCAUAAACCCACGCAAGUAGUGUUCGCGCAAGAAGGAAUGCAUUUUCUACGAAGUAACGGAGACCGACGGUCAGACAACGUGUGUUCCCGUUUAUCGCUGCCAUAUUUUUCUCGAUCGAUCGUUGUCGAUUUGGCGUGACCGUUUUUUCUCUCUCGUAAACGCGACAGUUCCAUUUCUGUUUAUUGAACCGUGCCCCCCACCCCCACCCACCCCUCCCUCGUCCGCCAUAUUGGUUCAAGCGCGUCGAACGACCGUGUCGGGGUUCCCCUUGGACCGGUGAGACGCAGUCCGAGGUAACACGAGGCAUAUCAAUCUGUGAUUCACCGUUUUCAAUAUCCAAUACCGCGAACACGAAACCCCUCUAUACGUGCACCGGAUUUACAAUCGUUCUUGCAUCAAAGAUAGCCCGACCGUUGCAGCCAUUUACGGCCUCGGUCUCGUCUCACAACGUGUUCCCGAUUGCAUGGUUUUUUUUCUUUCGGAUUACCAUCUUGAUCGUUUCUCUCUCCAGAACACGAGAGAAUACACGGUUCGAACAAUUUUAGAUCGAUGGAGGUUACUAAACUGAGUAAGAGCACACCCAGGCGUUCGUUUAUCAAUCAUUUCCACCCGUGGACGGUCAUUUUACCAAACAAGUUCCUUGCGAUCAAUUCAGAAAAUUCUAUCGAGUUGUUCUUUUCAAAUUGUGCUGUUUGAAAACCACAAUUUUUAAUUCGAACAUUUUGUCAUUAAAGUUUUUAGAGAUAAGAAGAUCUUUCCUCGCAAAUAAGAUCAUAAAAUUAAAAAAAGAAAAAUAAUACAGACUGGUUUUGCGACUGUCGCUGAAUUCGAGGAAUUCCAAAGAAGAACAUUUAAUAUUUUAAUAACGAUAAGAACUAUCUGAAACCAAUGUAGAUCGAAAAUAGUAUGAAAAUCAUUGAUAUCGAUUUUUCAAUUUUGUACUGUUUCAAAACAUGAUUUAUGCUAGUAGUUUUCGAGUUUGAACAUAUCUAUCUGAUCGCUGAAGGUCAGUGAGUUGUUACACCCACCACCCCGUCUGAUUGCACCGCAAAAUGGUGGUAGGAGCAUAAGUUCACGAUCGAAAAAGUGGUCUCAAGCUUCAAAUCGUGCGUUAACGAAUAAAGAACAAUUGCAAUUAAAUUAAAAAUUAGUAUUUCGAAAAGACUGAUUCGCUGUUCUACGUUGAAUACCUUUUACUCAGUUUAGAAAUUCUUGCACGCCAAAACACUGCCGAAUCCAACUGUUUUUCUAACACGCGUAUUUCUAGAGAUACUUGUCUGAUUUGUCUGUUAAUUCGCCGUUACCUACCAUCAGUCGCGCGACAGCGUGUCUUAAAAAUGCUCAGCAAACAGUGUUUCUGUAUGUAUUCGUUCGUUCGCGAAGCGCCGCGUAAGGGAAACAAGGGAGAGAGAAAAAGAAACAAGAGAAAGAAAAAAAAAUGAUACGACGUUUAGAAAGCAGUCCUGUACUCGUGUUAACUUUACGCUUAGCGCAUCCUCGCCUUCGGGCGAGCAGCGCCGCGAGAAUUCUGAAAUAAAGAGAGAGGCGAUCAUAAAAUACGUCCAGGCCGUGUGCGCAUUCGGUUGUGUCAAGAUCGAUAUCGAUUCUGUCGAUACCAGUUCAGAGAUUUCGAUUUAGUAUCGACCUCUUCUCGUGGAAGGACGAUACUUUAGAAUAGAUCUUUCACUGCACAUCGAUACCUAUUUGAUACUUAAUAGGCGCCCAACACUUAAUACUUACGCAACGGCCUAGGUUUCAUUACUCUUAUACAGGGUGUCGCA